Molecule: messenger RNA, 2589 nt
Organism: Eucalyptus grandis
Lineage: Eukaryota; Viridiplantae; Streptophyta; Magnoliopsida; Myrtales; Myrtaceae
Product: U3 small nucleolar RNA-associated protein 18 homolog
Exons: 2
Coding region: 252-1946 (564 amino acids)
Biological process (GO): rRNA processing
Cellular component (GO): small-subunit processome; Pwp2p-containing subcomplex of 90S preribosome
Molecular function (GO): protein binding
Source: RefSeq, a predicted model, not a curated record
UCUUCCGUCGUUGUACCUCGCCAUCUCCGUGGAGUCCUUUCUCUCUAUCUCCUCUGAAACUUCGGUCGCCGCCAGUCACGCCACCGUCGCACGCCGGAGCCACCGAGGCGAUCUGCAGCGACCGCCGGUGGUCUUGAUUGUCCAAGGCCGAUUCGCGAGCCGCGCGAGGCCUCCCCAUAUCCAGCUUCCUUCGUCGGUCUGACUGCGAACUAAGGCCGCGACGUGCAGGUCGUUUCUUUUUGUGGGGAAAGAUGAGUUUGAUAUCUCAGAAUGUUGCAUCCAAGAUAAAAAACAAAAAGAAAAGUGAUGAAAACCAUGAGUCUGUGGUUUCGAGAGAGAAAAAGCUGACCGAUGAAGGAGGAGAAUUAGAUGUGGAUAUCUCAAGGACGACGAAGAAGAGGAAGAAAGAGAAGGAGAGUCUUGUUGAGAUUGAAGAGCAGAAGACAAUGAAAAAGCUCGAGAACUUUUUGUUCGGAUCCCUCUAUGCGCCUGUUGAGUUUGGGAAGGAGGACAGAGAAGAAGUCCUGGACGAGGCCCAGGACAGUCCUGCUUUAUUCUUCACUGACCGUUCUGCUAAUAGUCAACUUUCUGUUUAUGAGAAGGACUCUGAGUCCUCAGAUAAUUUGACUGAUGAAGAGGAGAUGAAGCAAAGAAAACCUGUUUGGGUGGAUGAGGAAGAGGAAAAGGCAAAUGUUAACAUAGCUACUGUUAACAGAUUGAGAAAACUGAGGAAGGAAGAGGAUGAAAGUACUAUAUCUGGUUCCGAGUAUGUAUCAAGAUUAAGGGCUCAACAUGUUAAGCUAAAUCCUGGGACCGAGUGGGCCCAACUUGAUAAGAAAGAUAGCUCCUAUGAUGACGAAUCAUCUGAUGAAGAAGAAAACAGGGUUGUUCUUGCCGGGACACAUGACGAUGCUGAACCGUUGGGCAACAUUCUUCGAACUGAUGAAGACCUUGUGGUGAAGACAGGUGCAAAACUUUUGCCUGGACUUCUUGAGUAUUCGAGGCUUGUUGACGCAAAUGCCGAGGAUCCAUCAAAUGGUCCGAUUAAUUCGGUUCAAUUUCAUCGGAAUGCUCAGUUAAUGCUUGCUGCCGGACUAGAUCGAAGGCUUAGAUUUUUUCAAAUUGAUGGCAAACGCAACACAAAAAUACAGAGCAUCUUUCUUGAUGACUGCCCUAUCAAAAAAGCAUCCUUCACACCUGAUGGAUCUCAGGUCAUUGUAUCAGGAAGGAGAAAGUUCUUUUAUACUUUUGACUUGGUGAAAGCGAAGGUUGAUAAAAUAGGCCCCCUUGUCGGAAGGGAAGAGAAGAGCCUGGAAGUUUUUGAGGUGUCUCCCGAUUCUAGCACGAUUGCAUUUGUAGGCAAUGAGGGCUACAUCUUGCUAGUUUCAUCCAGGACAAAGGAGUUGAUUGGAACAUUGAAGAUGAACGGCACUGCGCGGUCCAUAGCUUUUGCUAAUAAUGGGCAGGAGUUGCUGAGCUCGGGUGGUGAUGGGCAGGUCUAUCACUGGGAUUUAAGAACAAGGACUUGUUUUCAUAAAGCUGUGGAUGAGGGCUGUAUUAAUGGCACCGCACUUUGCACUUCUUUCAAUGGAGCAUUGUUUGCUGCAGGUUCAGACAGCGGCAUCGUGAAUGUUUACAACAGACACGAGUUUUUGGGUGGGAAGAGAAAGCCAAUCAAAGCCAUUGAGAAUCUAACAACUAAAGUGGAUCUCUUAAAAUUUAAUAAUGAUGCCCAAAUAUUGGCUAUCUGCUCGGGCUUGAAGAAGAAUGGUUUGAAGUUGAUACAUGUCCCAUCCUUUAGUGUAUUCUCGAAUUUUCCUCUGCAAAAUAGGAGUCUGGAAUACCCUCGCAGUGUUGAUUUCAGCCCGGGAGGAGGUUUCUUGGCUGUAGGAAAUGCUGCUGGAAGAGUUCUGUUAUACAAGUUGCACCAUUACAAUCGAGCAUGAUUCAAAAUUGAGAUUUGCCAUCCUAGAUCAAAGUGCCGGGACAUUCCUCCUUUGUGUCGAAAGAUUGAAAUUUUCGGGAUUUGUUGGUUUGGUGAAAGUUUCUCAAUCAAUCAACGCUAUGGAUGAUGGUUGCUUCACUCCCUUUGAUAAAUCAUUGAUGACACUGAGAAUUCUUACUUCCUCUGUUUUGGUGGCCUUGGGUGUUGUCUAUCCUUUCCGUCUGCUCUCUUCUCACCAACCCUACCCUGAUGACCCUUUUGUCCCUGAAAUUGCUCACAUAUAAAAACACCAGGGAAGCCAAUAUGAGGAAACUGCCAGGGCAAAGAAGUAUGCAUGGGUUAAAGAUCAGGUUCUGCUCUGUUAAGAUGCGUGUAGAUGAUUUGAACCUGCACGAUGACUGAAAAAUUUUGUAGGCAAUUGACAAUGCAAGGCAUGCUUUAGAAUCUAAGAUUAUGUUGAAUUAAACCCAACAAAAGUGUCUGAAGUUUUUCUCUGUAUUUGCAGAACAAUUUCUGCUUUGAUAACCGUUGUUUGUGUGCUUGUCACUUUUUGGCUCUUCAGUACACUGGAAAUCUACUUGAAUGCCGGAUUCUUGUGGAAAUUGACUGUUGAGGGUCUUGUUCAUUAUAUAUACUUUCAUGAA